CUUGGAGCCUCGGUUCUUUUGCAGGGAAAGCUCCUCGAGCAUGAUGUCUUUGGGAGUCCUGAUCUUUGUUCCCAGGUCGAACUCUGAUGCCUCUGGCUCCUCCUCAUACUCUAGCAUGAAAUGGCUGCUUCUGUCCAACCUGCUGAGUGACCCGCCUUACCUUAGCCACCUGAAGUGGUUUCUGAUGCUCCGCACCUCCCUGGAGACGAAAGCCCCAUGGUGCUCCACCGGACAAUUUUGUGACAGACUGUGCUGCGUCUCUCCCAGGACUCCCACUAAAGACAGAUGAGUCCUGUAUCAUCUGCUCCAUGACACAGAGGCAGCAUUGCGCCAGGUGGCCCCUCAUAACCUCCAUGUGCUGUCACAAUGGCCUUGGCUGCUCGGGUGAACAGGAGUCUAUGGAUGACAGUGUCAGCACAGAGGCAAAGGAAAGGCAACGACCCCCACACCUUAUCUUUAUCAUGGUGGAUGACCAGGGUUAUGGAGAUAUUGGCUACCAUGGCUCAGACAUCCACACGCCUGUGUUGGACCAGCUGGCAGCAGAAGGGGUCAAACUUGAAAAUUAUUACGUCCAGCCCAUCUGCUCACCUUCUCGCAGUCAACUUAUGACAGGGCGCUACCAAAUUCACACUGGACUCCAGCAUUCGAUCAUCCGAUCACGUCAACCCCUCUGCCUGCCCCUGGACGUUCCCACCCUACCAGAGCGUCUGGUUGAAGCUGGAUAUGCCACGCACAUGGUGGGGAAAUGGCACCUUGGCUUCUGCAGGCCAAACUGUCUACCCACCGGACGUGGCUUUCAGAGUUUCCUGGGCACGCUGACUGGCAGUGGAGACCACUUCUCCUAUCGGAGUUGUGAUGGGGCUGAAGCUUGUGGAUUUGACUUGCAUGACGGAGACAGGCCUGCCUGGGAGAUGGCUGGAAACUACUCCACUCUGCUCUACAUAGAGAGAGCGAAGCAGAUCCUGAGGAGCCAUGACCCCCAUAAACCACUCUUCCUCUAUUUGUCCUUUCAGGCUCCCCAUACACCCUUGCAAGUACCAGACCAUUUUCUGCACAAUUAUGAUUCCCAGGGCAAUCGUCUUAGGCGCCACUACUCAGCCAUGCUGAGCUGCCUGGAUGCUGGGAUUGGAGAAGUAGUCCAGGAAUUGAAGACUACUGGGCUCUAUGAAAACUCAGUACUGAUAUACUCAUCUGAUAAUGGCGGACAGCCACUGUCUGGUGGGAGCAACUGGCCAUUGAGAGGUGGCAAGGGGACCUACUGGGAAGGAGGCAUUCGGGCUGUGGGCUUUGUCCACAGUGCCCUCCUGAAGAUGAAGGGUGUAGUCAGCAGAGCACUGAUCCAUGUUUCUGACUGGUAUCCCACAUUACUGGCGAUGGCUGGGGCCCUACAGUCGCACCAUGGACUAGAUGGUCACAAUGUAUGGGGAACCAUCAGCGAGGGCCUGCCCUGUCCUCGCACUGAAAUCCUUUUCAAUAUUGACCCAGUCUCAAGGAAGCCUGGGGAACCAUAUGACAAGGCAUUGGUACUCAAUGGCUUUGGGAUCUGGGACACAGCCGUAAGGGCAGCAAUAAGGGCUGGGGACUGGAAGCUGCUGACGGGAAAUGUGGGUGAUGGGGAUUGGAUUCCACCACAGGCUCUUCCCGUGGGUCCAGAACGGUGGCAGAAACUCGAGAAGCGGCGCAAUGAGCUGGGGAAGUCAGUUUGGCUGUUUAAUGUCACCUCUGAUCCCUAUGAGAGGUCAGACAUGGCAGAAGCUCGUCCAAAGGUAGUGAAACAUCUGCUGACCAGGCUAGCAGAAUACAACCAGACAGCAGUGAUGGCCAGGAACCCACCAGAUGAUCCUAUGGCUGACCCUGAGCUCCACGGAGGGGUGUGGAGCCCCUGGCUGGGCCUGGAGGGACAGGAGACGAAUAGUGGAGAGGAGGAUGGCAGGAAAGAAAAGAUAAUGAAGAUUAAACACUGCAAACUAUGCAAAUUAAAAGCCCUCUUCAAGAAGGUGGGGUCACGGUUACAGAGAAACAUGCUGUUCUUCUAAAUGUCUUGUGUAGCAACAUUAACUGGACUAAAGGGUUCAGUAUGCUUCAAAUGAAAUAAAGUGACAUCUGAACACAUCUAAAGCCACACUUGCUGCAGAAAACUUCAGGGGUUGGAGGUUCCAGAUGCUGUUCAAUGAUCUGACAAGGACUUCACUUAAAGCACACUGACAUCCUAACCAGGAAGAAAAAGGGAAAAACGAAAUGGAGACAAACAAAAAUACAGACGAGACAACGUCAGGCAGGUCAGAUAGACAAGAUAUACCUACAGUCAAAUACUGGAGGUUGGCAGAUAAACAAGUGAGGUUGAUAGACAAAGCAGACAGAGCUGUGCGGCUGGCUGAGCAAGCUGACUCACUCACUGUCCUGCAGCCAAACUACAGUAGGGUGACUUUGGACUGUCGUUGGACUGUGCAGAGAGCAAUGUGUGUGUCAUUGUCUGUAUUCAUGAAUAGUUUGAUAAAUACAGAUAGAGUGCAUACAUGGCGAAGUGAGGCCUAAAGAGAUGCCCUUGGAAGAAAGGCAAGGGCUGUGACCUCUUGAUGUCUCAUCUCUAAAUCAUCUGAGAGGACCCUUCCAGGAUGACACAAACACACCCACUGGGUUUUUUUUGUCAUAUGUCAUCUCUUCCUUUGGGGUUCUACAGAGUCACUUCUGCUCACACUGAAACACACCCACCAACGCUAGUGGUUGCUCAUGGUGGGAAGUGUUGGGUCUCUGUAAAUAAUAUUAUUAAGAGCAUGCUCUAGACCUGCUCUAUAUGGAAAGUGUCAUGAGAUAGCUUCUGUUAUGAUUCAGCACUAUAAGAAUAGAAUGAAUUGAACUGAGCUGAAUUGAAUUGAACCGAAUUGAAUUAAAACACCCCUGACCAACGAUGUUCAGUCCCUGCAGCAUUGACUAACCAACAAAAGCUUUUAAAUGUUCCCUUACUCAUCUACUCAUGCAUGGAAACUGAUUCAAUUUAUCUAAAUAAAAUCAUGAAUGCCAGAAAUCAAUGUUAACAUGUCAUGGUAUACACAAAAGGCAGCUUUAUGUUCAAGGUGUAUAUUUUUAACAUUUGUAACAUUUUUCAAGCUCUCUCUGUAAUUUGGAACUGAUAGAAUUGAUACACUCUUGCUGGUUUAACCUAGAGAGUAUUUUAGAAUACAAUCUAAUACUUUUUACGGGAAUUAUUAUUUAGUAUUUAUUCCCAUUUUAGUGUCGAUAAUUUUUUACUACAAAAUCUUUCCAGGAAACUACAACAUUUUUCACAGGUGUUUAAUAUCAGGUACAUGAUAAAUGCUUGUCAGCACACAUAUGAAAAUACUUAACACUAAUACAAUAAAAACAUUUAUCCUGACUAUCUGCAUGCUUUUGUCAUAAGGCCCAACCUGUUGUCAGUAAUGUACAAUUCUAAAA
Larimichthys crocea (large yellow croaker) is the source of this 3432-nucleotide messenger RNA. Its product is annotated as arylsulfatase I. Lineage: Eukaryota; Metazoa; Chordata; Actinopteri; Sciaenidae. The record is from RefSeq and is a predicted model, not a curated record. The transcript has 6 exons. Bases 309 to 2036 code for a protein of 575 amino acids. Gene Ontology annotation, molecular function: sulfuric ester hydrolase activity.